Nicrophorus vespilloides is the source of this 1409-nucleotide messenger RNA. RefSeq names its product actin-related protein 2/3 complex subunit 1A (gene Arpc1). Gene Ontology annotation, cellular component: Arp2/3 protein complex; actin cytoskeleton. NCBI's taxonomy places the organism in Eukaryota, Metazoa, Arthropoda, Insecta, Coleoptera, Silphidae. Gene Ontology annotation, biological process: Arp2/3 complex-mediated actin nucleation. The record is from RefSeq and is a predicted model, not a curated record. The transcript has 2 exons. Bases 159 to 1286 code for a protein of 375 amino acids. Gene Ontology annotation, molecular function: actin filament binding.
UUUGCAUUUUAUCGUAGCCUGGGCGUGUGCUCUGCGUGAGUCAAACAUAGCCGACUGGAUCAAGCUGUGAGUGCAAGUAUUUCUUCAUCCUCGUUCGUGUCGACUGACCAGAGUCCGCGAAUUUAAAAAUUUCAUCUCCAAUUGGAAAAGAGCAAACGAUGGCAGAACAACACCGUUUCGGUAAUAUCGUCACACCGAUCACUUGCCAUGCAUGGAACAAGGACCGAACUCAGAUUGCUAUGUCCCCGAACAACAAUGAGGUCCAUAUUUACAAGAGGACUGGCCUGGACUGGAAGCUGCUGGAUGUCUUGAACCAGCAUGACUUGCGAGUCAUGGGUAUCGAUUGGGCUCCCAACACCAACAGGAUUGUUACAUGUGCUGUGGACAGAAACGCCUACGUUUGGACUCAGGGGGAAGACAUGAAGUGGAAACCGACUUUGGUUCUGUUGCGUAUCAACAGAGCAGCAACUUGCGUGAAAUGGUCCCCAAACGAGAAUAAGUUUGCUGUGGGUUCCGGAGCUAGACUGAUAUCUGUCUGUUACUUUGAAUCUGAGAAUGAUUGGUGGGUCUCCAAGCACAUCAAGAAACCAAUCAGAUCGACGAUCACUGCGAUCGAUUGGCACCCGAACAACAUACUUCUGGUUGCCGGAUCCGCCGAUUUCAAAGUUCGUGUCUUCUCAGCUUACAUCAAAGACAUCGAGAAGACGCCCGAUGCGACCGCUUGGGGCUCCAAGAUGAGUUUGGGUAAUCUGAUGGCGGAAUUCCCGAACUCGCCCUGCGGCGGUGGAUGGGUGCACAGCGUGAGUUUCUCACCGGACGGUAACAAAGUUUGCUGGGUCGCUCAUGAUUCCACCAUCAACAUCGCCGAUGCCACGAACGGCAACGUCACGUACAAACUUCGCACCGAGUUUCUUCCGUUCCUCAGCUGCACUUGGAUCACCGGCAACUCCAUCAUCGCUGCUGGUCACAGCUGCAUUCCAAUUUUAUACACCCUGAGCAGCAACGGACAGCUGGUGUUUAACGCAAAGUUGGAUACUUCUCUGAAGAAGGAAAUUGGUGGCAUCUCCGCUAUGAGGAAGUUCCAGAGCUUGGAUAAGCAGGCUCGCACAGAGUCGAACGAUACCAACUUGGACUCCAUCCAUCAGAACGCCAUCACGUCUGUUGUUCUCUACUCCGGCACGAAGGAGAACACCACCAAGUUCAGCACCUCCGGAUUGGACGGACAAAUGGUCAUUUGGGACUUGGUCUCUCUCGAGAAGUCCAUGCAAGGACUCAAAAUUGCUUAAAAGUUGUUUUUUUUUUCUUUCUUUCUAUUUUUAUAUUCGCAAAGUGUGUUCCAAUUCUGCGCGUUCAUUUUAUAAAUAUGAUUUAACCAUUUUAAUUCUUAAAUAAAGUCAAUUUCAAGUCUU